This is a messenger RNA of Penicillium subrubescens, 4767 nucleotides long. RefSeq lists its product as uncharacterized. Gene Ontology annotation, biological process: protein phosphorylation. The coding region runs from base 1 to 4767 and encodes 1588 amino acids. The record is from RefSeq and is a predicted model, not a curated record. The transcript is spliced from 3 exons. NCBI's taxonomy places the organism in Eukaryota, Fungi, Ascomycota, Eurotiomycetes, Eurotiales, Aspergillaceae. Gene Ontology annotation, molecular function: protein binding; ATP binding; protein kinase activity.
AUGUCUGUCUCCUCUCUGAAUGAUGACUGGGUCAAGUGCCGGUCGCCGAGGGAGUUGCAGAGCGACAUGCUGACAUGGACCACAUCAAUUUCACGAUCUCGCGUGUCUACCGUCGAUGGCCUUGGCUUCAGCGAAAACAUUGACGUUGAGUCCAUGAACAGCCUAGAAAAUCUACUCCACACAGUGCAGAAACUGAAGCUGAAACAUUUCCGAGCCGAAGACUUGGAGGAAAUCCGCGCUGUGGGAAAUGGAGAGACGUUCGCCGUGUCAGAAUGCAAGUACGAAGGUACUGUAGUCGCUAUCAAGCGUAUCCGGCUCAGCGAAGAAGGGAAAGGUCUCGAGCGUUCCCACUUUCGAAGACGAUUACAAUCUGUCCUGCGCGAGAUUUUGAUUAUGUGCCAUCCACCGCUCAUACACCAUCCCAAUAUUAUUGAUAUCCUAGGCUAUGGCUGGGGCGUCGAGAGACAACGCCCAUCGCCGUUUAUAUCGGUCGCAUUUGCGUCGAAGGGUACACUGAGGGAAUACAUGAAGGAGAAAGUACACCCGAUUCGAACGAAGUUGAUUCUCAUGGGCGACGUGGGUGCGGGCUUGAUGGCGCUCCACAAAUGUGGGAUUGUCCACGGAGAUUUGAAACUGGAUAACAUUGUGGUAUUCUCAUCAUUGGAUCGCCCGUGCAUGUCCAUUGCGAAGGUGUCCGACUUUGGACAUUCCAUUAUCGUAGGAUCUGCUUCUGGGAAAAAGAUGCAGUAUUUUGGGACGACAUUAUAUAAUGCACCGGAAGUUGCCGAGCAGAAGGACCAGCCCAUUCCAAUCGAGCAACUUCACAAAUGCGACAUCUGGGCAUUUGGCCUAUGUGCAUGGGAGAUAUUGGCAGAUGGACAGCUUUAUUUCCAGCGCAGCUGGCGCAGGAACCCCCUCUACGAACGUUCCACUUCCCUGUCCACAUCAUUGACAUCGCCGACCGGCUCAGAAGCUCAUGAUGAGUUUUCCAUUGACGAGGACGAUCAGCAUGUCUUUGGUUACUUUGACCUGUCUCAUCUCAAGGCUCUAGCGAUAGAGUUUGUGUACAACAUGAAAAUACCGGGCAUUGGCUUUGAGAAAGGAUUCUUACGUCCCUUGAUGGAUCGUACUCUCCAAAGGGAUCCAGCGCAAAGGAUCUCCGACCUAAGUCGUCUCCCGAUUAUUGUUUCAUGGCAUAAGACGCCCGGUGGACACUCGCUUCAGUCAAAGCUUGCAACAUAUGCCAUGUCGGGAGAUGUUAGAUAUUCAAUCUUCAGUAGGGAAAGCGGACCAUAUAUCAUUUGGGAGCAGCAGCAGCAACUCUUGCAGGACUUCGAAAUUGUGGCUCAAGGGUCGAACUCAGUUAAGGACGACGGUUCCAUCGCAUUUCAAACCAUGCUUUGCUAUAUCAACGCUUUUGGAACAUCCCAGGAUCUGGAUAAGGCCACUGUGUUUCUUCGAAUAGCCGAGGAUACCGGUCAUUUAGUCGCUCGCAUACUGGGGCCUCGCAUACUUAACGGCUUCAAUAGGGACUCUACCGAGGUACAGCCAUAUAGUGAAUGCCUUGCCUGGGGGCUUCACAUUACCCAGAAACCUGAAUUGAUCACCUCUUUGGUUGUGCAUGACGGAGAGUCGGUUACCAAAUUCACCAAUUAUUCUGGAUUUCGCGAAGCCUUCUCGGAGGAAAGACUCGAAUCAUCGAAGAAUGACAAAGAUGGGGCUCUUGGUGCUUUUGUCACUUUAAAUGAGUCCACUCUACAGCACAGCUUGCUGGAUAUUGCCCUCCAGCAAGGUGAUGUUGAGUUUGUGGAGAGAUUGUUGCCGCUUGUAGACCUGUCGAUUGAAGCCUCCAAACUGGACCCUUAUCUUGUGUCGGCAGCUUCCCGAGGCCACGACAGCAUAGUUAUCUCCAUUUUGAAAGCUGGUGCUAAAAUUUCUUUGAUGAAUACAGCUUCAUCGCUUCUUCAUUGGCUUUUCUGUCUGAGUGAGACCACUCUCCGUGCAAUUCAGUCGUUCUUGAAAAACCAGUCUCGCAACGUGAAUUUCAAAUCGGCUUUGAAUCAUGCGACUACUGAAAGCAUCAGUCUCCAUCCUCAAUGGCCAUUUCAGGUUCAUGGAACACCUCUUGCUGUCGCAAUUGCGUCUGGGAGCAUGCCUGUGGUUAUGUUUCUCCUUGAUCUGGGUGCAGAUCCCCUAGCUCCUGCCUUUGAAAUCGACGACGACAAUAUAGGCCGCAGUCUUACGGCAAUUCAUCUUGCGGUCAAGUAUCAUCGCCCCGAUAUUAUUCAGCUGCUUUGGAAAGCAGCAUUCGGGGAGACAAAACCUGCGACGGGCACUCAUGGACUUCUCGCCACUGCCUUAGGAUCAUUUCCAAUUGCCUGCUCUCUGAGCCUGUUGACAAAUGCUGAGCGACUUGCUAUUCAUGGUUGCAUGUACAAGCAGAGGCUGCGCGAGACAAUCAAACUUCUAUCGUUGGACUUUCUCCUCCAGAACUCUCCUGAAGGCAGGAAUUCGAUCACGCAGGCCAUUGAUCUCGAAGAUGUUGACACCGUUGAGCUACUACUCGAGCAAAGUCCUUCCCUGGCAAGCAGAAGGCUAUUCCAGCCUGAUAACAACACCAUGUUUACGUAUCCGUUUCAUUUCGCCGUGCAGAUUGCCUCCUGCCGCGAUACCAGAGAGUCUGAGCAGAUUGUGGAGUCUAUUCUCAAGCUCGAUCCAGCAGCUAUCAAUCGACCUGAUAGUGCGGCAAUCAAGCCACUGCACAUUGCGGCGAUGGGAACCUCAAACCGAAUGACCAAGUUUCUUCUGGACCGUCAUGCCUCUUGCCAUGAAUUAGAUGGAAGAGGGCGCACUCCUCUUCACUUUUGCCGGGCUUUGGUUAACGCCAAGACCUUGAUGCUUGGAGGCGUGAACAUCAACCACAGGGAUGACUUUUUGUUUUCUCCCGUACACGCCGCAGCAUCUCAGGGGGCAGAUGAAGUUUUGAAGGCGUUGAUCGACGCCGGAGCUGACUUGAGUCUGGCGAACAACGAAAUCGGAACGCCGCUCCAUUGUGCUGUUCAACGGAAGUCGCGCGCAACCAUAGAACUUCUCUUGGGGGCUGGAGUUGAUGUAAAGGCGAGAAACCGUCGUGGUCGGACUCCACUUCAUCUAGCAAUGGACAUUGGGCGCUCUGAUUUGGUCUCGUUGUUGUUCCAGGCAGGUGCGGACCCUUUCGUCGAGGACAAACAAGGCUAUUCUCCAUUCAGCAUGUCCCUUGUUUGGGAGAAUCCCAGUAUCUUCAACAUGUUCAAGCUCCCGAACCACUUUGUCGUCGAAAGACUGCAUAUCAAUGCAUUGAUAUUUGCUGCUGCCAAGGGGGAAACCGCGGUCUUUCGGCAAUACUUGGACAGAUUACCCGACCCAAGCCGCAAUCUUGAUUGCGUAACAUUGCCGAAGCUUUAUAUCACUGCCAUCAAUGUGGCCGCAGGAGCCUGCAGAGUGGACCUGGUGGAAAUGUUGCUCGGACAUGGCUUCAGCGUUGACACUCUCGAUGAGAAAAAGAACACUCCUCUUCUACGAGCUUGUCAGGCAGGACGUACUGAAGUCGAAUUCUUUUCAUACAACCGGACACACAUGUGUGAGACACUUAUCCAGCACGGAGCGGAUACUUUGGCCCGGAACGAUCGGGGACUGACACCGUUCCUCGUUGCUCAAACUCAUGCCGACUAUCCUCUGAUGACUCUGCUCUUAUCGCAACACCAAGGUGAUCUAUCAACCAGAAUUUCACGCGUACUGAAAUCAAUCAAGGAACCUGAGAUAGAUGAUGAGUAUCGAAGGUCAUCAAGAGCGCUCAUUGGUGGCGAAAUCAUCGAACCCCAGUUACUCAGGGAUGCAGCCCAGAAAGACGAAUGGGAAUUCGUCAUGACCUGUGUCGCCGGUCAUUUUGUCAAUAAAGAAGAUUUGAAAAGUAUUUUUCCGACAAAGAAAUUCGUAAAGCCUAGUGUUGAUACUCUGGAUAUGCUGCGCUAUCACUCGGUCAAAAUGGACCGGGAGAUGGUUCAGUAUCUCGCAUCAGGUGCCGAGGAGAGCUCCCCUGAAUCCCGACGCAGUGCUCGCAAUGUUGGUCGUCGCAAUGUGGAAAUUGAAUUUGGCGAAUCAAGUCUGAACGAGCUCCUUUGGCCGGAAGAGACGAAAAAGGUGAUAGACGAAUCAUUGGAGAAAUCACAGAGUGAUUACCUUCAUGCUCUUCAUGCGUUGGAGGAUCUUCAACAGCAAGAGGAACGCUUCUGUACCAAGCUACAGGAAUAUUUCAGCCAAAUCAUCCACAAGGCACAGGAGCCCACCAAACAAGGCGAAGACAUGACAUGGUUCAGAGUAUUUGAACAGGAUCUUACCUUUGAAGCCCAAGAUACAUUCGUACAUCGGCUACGAACAAUUAUAAAGCAUACGAAGGCAAUGGAAGAACUUGCACCAACACCUGACCGAGCAAAACCUUGGACGGAGCUCCAUGAUCGGGCACAGAGACUUGAAAUGUGGAAGGGAAUGGUUGAUGCGACACUACACCAGGCCAAGGACAUCACAAAGUGUUUCUAUAAACUCUCCGACCCUGAAGCUGAUGGAAUAGGCGAUGAUGAGAGCGAUGCGGCCCAUCUUGACACAUAUGAUUCUAAUCGGAUAGCUUUGCGGCUUGACCCCGAGUCCUACAUUGAAAGCUCUACCAAUGCGUUGAUGGAGAUGAACCAGAACAUGCUUCUAUUUGAGACAUACCGGCCCGCGCUUUCAUAA